GAAGAUAAACUUCACUUUGCAAUUGAGGAGAUCUCUCGAAUUGAAAGUCAGCGGCACGAGCAAGCACUUGAAGUUAAACAAGCAAUCAUCGAGCGGCUUGAAUUGGCCUCGCAGCAACUGCAAAAAGUAAGUUUGCACUUUCUUUCAUCUCAAUACUGA
Protopolystoma xenopodis is the source of this 159-nucleotide messenger RNA. NCBI's taxonomy places the organism in Eukaryota, Metazoa, Platyhelminthes, Monogenea, Polystomatidea, Polystomatidae. The record is from the annotation of a GenBank genome assembly.